ACAAGGUGUGCAGCAACAAAGCCCAAUGAAAUUAAAACUAAUCAUGUACUAGACAACCAAAGUAGGCUUCAACAAUCCAAACGAAAAGGCCCAUAGACAGGUCCAAACAUUAGGACAUUCCAAAGCCCAUAAUAGAAACCCUAGCCACGGAUCAAAGAAGCCAGACGGAGGCAGUCGUGAAGCAUCCUCCUAUGAGCAACCCACCGCAAGCGAACCUUUGGUCAUCAGAGGAAACCUCCCUGGGGAAAACCAGACACCAGACACGGACAAGCAUCAACGCCGACCAAAGAUGAUGAAACAGGAAAGCGAAAAGAGAAAGCUUCCUCCGGCAGAAGAUGACUCUGGCAGAGACUGGCUGGGGAGAACUAAAAUCAGAACCACUCCAACAUUCACCAAGCUGCAACCGAAGCGCUCUCACACGGACAGAAAAGUGACGACAGUUGAAGGGAAGAGAGACAUGCAACAGAACAUGAAGCAGAGGAGCAACCCCAAUAGCAGACAAACUGUAGCGAAAGGCAUCUGAAAGAGCCUAACCAAUCUGAGCAAGACGAAGAAACCAACAGAAAAGGCGACUUCCCUGCCCUCAACUCCACAAAUCUAUAUCCAAGGCAAACAUGCCCUUGCAUCUACGGGACACCCGCAUUUUUAGGUGAAACGUGUGGAGGUAGAUAUCAGAAACGAAUAGAAGAGAGCAACCUGAAAAUACGAAUCCCUCAAACACCCACCGGGAGAGAACCAACACAAAUCUGAAAAAUACCAGAAAAGGUGGUGAACAAAAUCCAUCUCCGAAUGAGAGGAAGAGGCAGAAACCAUCCCGAAUGGGAGGUUUAUGGCAAGAUCCACAAGGGAUUGGAGAAAGGAGAAUGCAGAAAUGAAAAAAACCAAAAAUCAAAGAAAAUGGAUUGUCGCCGGUCACCCGAAGGUGGACCGGCGCCCCCCCCAUGACACUUUCAAAUUAAAGGUGCAAACAAGGCAGAGAAAAGUAAAGUUAGAGAGAGGAAAUAUUUUGAUGAAUGAGUUCGAUCAAUCUUAUGAUUUUGUACCAUAUAUGCUAUCAUAUAUUAUUAAGGGUUUUUUUAAUAUAGCAUAAUAAUUUUAUUUAAUUUUUUACCAAAAAAAUAAUUUAUUUAUUAUUAAUAUAUGAAAUAUAUUUCUUGAAAGUUGGCAACAAAUUAAAAUCCAUGCUACAGAUUUUUAGCAACAAAUUAAAUGGAUUACAAAAUUGGCAAAUUAAUCAAAAUGAUUAACUCUAUUACCAAAUUACCUCUUAUAUAUUACUUGUUUUCUUUUGUCUGAGGCGUACAAGUAGCUCACAAUAUAAUACAAAAGAACGAACAAAGGUUGAGAGAAAUAUUGGUAGAGUUAGUUUUAAUAUCAAAUAGAGGAGUUAAAGUAAAUGGCGAAGGUUGCACUAGUUGUGUUGUUAUCCGUCCUGCUAUUCAACUUAGCUGCGGCAAGGAAAGGUAAUUAAGUUUCUCACGAUAAUAUCCGCACAAAUUCAUCUCAAUGAUGUACCUAUUCGGCAUAUCAGGAGCGUAAUAAAAAAUCUUAUUUAUUUUGAUUUUAAUUUAAUUUUUUAUAAAAAAACACACUAAUGAAAAUCAACAUAAUGAUGUUUGUUAGUUUGUAUUUUGAGAAAAAUAUGUGUUGUCAUUUUGCGAGUUGUAAGUGUUUUACAUUGUGAUACUUACGGUCAGUUUGUUUGGUUGAAUGAAUAAUUUACAGUGGAGGGUGUAAAAUGGUGUAAAACCACGGACACGUUCGUCGGAGGAUGCGGGCCAGAACAAUGCAUUUUGGAUUUUUCAGAGAAGUAUGGGAAUGUGGAUGCUGAAAAUUGCAUAUGCAACAGCACAGCUUCUGGGUCACACCAUACCUGUUCCUGUCAAGUUAUCUGUGGCUCAAUCCACAAAGGCCAUCAAAUUAACUGAUUAAAUGUAUAACAAAAUUCCAUUCAAUGUAACAAUUUGUUAAGAAAUAAAAUCAAGUGGAUUUCGAUACCUACCUUGUCUCUUCACCUGUCAAUAAGAUUCGAUAUAUGUUGUCAAACUUAUAUACAUGCAUGUUAUUUCCUUAACCCAGACCGUUCUCAAAGUGAAUUCGAUUCUUUCUGAGAAAAUUACACUUUGGGAGAAUUAGUAAUUAGGGGCGGACAUAGGUGAGAGAGAAGUGUGUCAAGCAACACACUUCUGUUCGCAUGAAAAUUUUGUGUUUUGUCAUUAUAAAAUUUUGAAAUUAAGAUCUAUGACACGUUUAUUGUAAUCGUGAACUGUUUUUUUUUUAUACAUGGAACGAGUUUAUUGUGAUAUGCAAAAUUAUAUUCAUUUUCGAUAUAGUUCGAAAGAAAUAUCAUCUAUUAGCACUCGUUACCAUCCUACCAUUUUCAUUUGUAGCUUAAAUUAAAAAAAAAAAAACUGAACAGAAGGAACAUGUACAAUGUGCUCUAUAGUGAUGCAAAAAUUUGUGAAAAAUACCACCCUAUAUCACUCUGGUACAUGUUGAUAACUAGUGGUGGGCGGUGGAGAAGGGUGGUAAAUGGUAAUUAUUAUAUUUCUACUAUAAUGUAUGCAAUCAUUUUACGGAAUAGAUUAGCGUGGUUACUCAAUUUUGAGUAAUCAUGGUGGCUACCUAAAUCUACACCCUUAAUUAUCUUUAUUUUACCCUACCGCAACCAUCUUCCUAGCCGCCAUCUCUCCUCCUCCCUAACUCCCUCUCUCUGCCCCACCCCACAACCCCCGCUGCCUACCACCGCCGUCCCCUUGCCUGCCAUCCCUCCUCCCUCCCUCCGCAACGAGCGCGACGUUGACAUCCUCCCCUACGCGUGCGACUUCAAAGUUCUGUCGGGACUGCUACAUCAAGCUGGAUGAGGUCACCGUCGACAGUAAUUCUCACCCGCUUCCACUCCCUCCACCUAGCACCAUGUCUAAGAUGCACCGCACGCCUCUUCCUCCAUGAAAUCCACCAUGUGUAAGAUGGAGCGCCGCCUCUCCCUCGUGAAAUCCACUAAGGGGUCAGUUUGGUUUAGGGUCCAUCCGCCACCAUUCUCUUCCAAUAUAGGUAAUUGUAUUUA
This is a messenger RNA of Linum trigynum, 3067 nucleotides long. The record is from the annotation of a GenBank genome assembly. NCBI's taxonomy places the organism in Eukaryota, Viridiplantae, Streptophyta, Magnoliopsida, Malpighiales, Linaceae.